Monoraphidium neglectum is the source of this 369-nucleotide messenger RNA. RefSeq lists its product as hypothetical. Gene Ontology annotation, cellular component: nucleolus. The transcript has a single exon. The coding region runs from base 1 to 369 and encodes 122 amino acids. Lineage: Eukaryota; Viridiplantae; Chlorophyta; Chlorophyceae; Sphaeropleales; Selenastraceae. The record is from RefSeq and is a predicted model, not a curated record.
AUGUCGUUUGUCGGCGGCAAGCUCAACCUGAAGGGGGGCGACGGGCUCAAGUCGGCCGGCGGCGUCAAGAAGAAGAAGAAGAAAACAAAGGCCAAGGAGGACGACGACGGCAACGGCGGCGCCGGCGGUGAUGAGAAGGCCGCCGCCUCCGCCAGCAAGCUGCAGGGCUUCGUGCCCCCCCCGCCGCCCGACGGCGAGGACCGCCGCACCGAGGCGCAGCGGCGGCGCGACGAGAAGAUGGCGCGGCUGGAGGAGGAGCGGCUCAAGAAGGUGGCGGCGAAGGGGUACAGGGACCGCGUGAAAGACUUCAAUGAGCACCUGGCCGGCCUGAGCGAGCACCACGACAUCCCGCGCGUCGGGCCCGGAUGA